AUGGAAAAAAAUAAAUUUGAUGAAGAAAUGGAAGCUGUAGCCACUACAGGUUUAUAUCCUCCAACAAAUAGCCAUCAAGUUGACUCGGAAAUUGAUCCUAAAUAUGGUCUUAUGCAAUUAGCUGCUCGAGCCGGUUCACCACCAACAUCAAUGGCUCGUGCUAGUUAUCCUCAAUCAGAUCAACAACAACAAUUAAUUUAUCGUGGAAUAAAUAAUACACGAAGUACACCAUAUGGACAAGUUAUAUCAUAUAGCGGUGUAACACGUCCAUUUGAAGCUCCAGUUAUAAAACGAGACGAACUAGUUAAUCCUGCUUGGAUCUUUCAUGAAUCCUUACAUGAUUCUGAAGUUGUAAUGCUUGAUCCACGUGAAACAAAAUUUUUUCAAGAAUUAAUUGGAUGUUAUUUAUAUCCAUUAGUUGAAGAUAAAGAUCAUCAAAAACAAAUGGUUCGUGAUCUUAAAUCAUUACGUAAUAAUGGUUGUUUUAUAUUUUUUAUGAUAAAUACAUUAUGGCUUGUUAUUAUAUUUUCAUUUCAACUUGUAUCAGAACGUAUACGUGAUUAUGUAUUUAUACCAAUAAAACGUUUACAUAAUGAACCAUUACGUUUUGAACCACUUGGUUUAGCUUUUUUAAUUUUUUUUGCAACUAUUUUACUUAUACAAUUUGUAUCAAUGUUAUGGCAUCGUUAUGGAACAUUAUUACAUUUAUUAGCAUCAACUGAUUUAAAAAUUUGUCAACGAAAUAAUGGAAAAAAUAAUCGUCAUCAUCGACGUGGAGAUUUUACAACAGAUAAUGUUGAAGAUGCUGUUGAACAAGUUAAAGUUUUACAACAAUUAAAAGGUUUUGAUGAAGAAGAUUUACCUGAACCUGAUUAUGAUAAUGAUGAUGAUAAUAAUGAUCAAGAUAAUAAACAAGCAUCAGAACCUGAUUUAUCAACAACAGGACUUAUUUAUAAUGGUGGUAAUCGAUAUAUAAGAAAUUCUGCAAAUACAUCACAACAAUGGAGUGAUACAGCUAAAGUAAAUGAUAUGCAAAGAAAUUUAGAUACAACUGAUCAUAGUGAAAUAAGUCAAAUGUGUGGAUAUGCAUCAGGUUCAGUUAAAACAUAUGGAAGUAAUUAUGAAGCUAUAAAACGACGUCAAAUAUCAAAUAAACGUCAUUUAUAUAAUAAAUCACUUGAUCAUGUUUUUAAAUCACGUUAUCAAGCAUUAACACAAAAUAAAAAUCAACAACAACAACAACAACAACAACAACAACAUCAACAACAAUCAAAUAAAAAUAUACGAAUUAAAUUAAGUGAUGUUUUUCAACAACAACAACAACAACAAUUAGGUUUACCAAGAACUAGACGAACAUCAAAUGAAUUAACAGUACGAGAUAAUGUUACUACUGGAAAUAUUCAACAACCAACAGCAAUUACAAAAAAACAUCGAAGGAAAUCAAAAGAUCGACAUUUAGAACAUUUGUAG
This is a messenger RNA of Rotaria sordida, 1470 nucleotides long. The record is from the annotation of a GenBank genome assembly. Lineage: Eukaryota; Metazoa; Rotifera; Eurotatoria; Philodinida; Philodinidae.